AUGGAGGAGGAGGAGCAGCAGCGCGCAGGGACCGGCUGGGCCGAGUGGGGGCCCGGCCCGGGGGGAUCCCCGCCGUGGGUCCCCCCGCCGCCGCCCGACGGGGACGAGGAGCCCAAGCGGGGCCGCGGCGCGGACUGGGGGGGCCCGGAGCCCUCCGGGGACGCGGGACCCCCCCGGCCGGCGGCAGCGCCCCCCAAAGCGGCCGCGGACGAGAAGGCCGCGAGCGCCCCGCGCCCGCCCCGGGCCGGGGGCGAACCGCGGGGUAAGGGCGGGGGGGGACCGGGGAAAGGCCCCGGGGGGCGCCCCCCGGGCGAGGAGCGGAGCCCCCGCAAAGCGGCGGAGGAGCGCGGGGCCCGCGGCGGGGAGCGGCCCGGCGCCGAGGACAGCAAGGCCCGGCGGCCCCUCGGGGGUCCCCGCGGGGAGUGGGGGUCGUCGCCGUGGCCGCCGGGAGAAGCGGAGCCCCCCGAGGACUUUUUGCCCCCGCCGGAAUGUCCCGUGUUCGAGCCCAGCUGGGCCGAGUUCAGCGACCCCCUGGGUUACAUCGCCAAGAUCCGCCCGAUCGCCGAGAAAAGCGGGAUCUGCAAAAUCCGACCCCCGGCCGACUGGCAGCCCCCGUUUGCUGUCGAGGUCGACAACUUCAGGUUCACCCCCCGCAUCCAGCGGCUCAACGAGCUGGAGGCGCAGACCCGGGUGAAGCUGAAUUACCUGGACCAGAUCGCCAAAUUUUGGGAAAUCCAGGGCUCCUCCCUCAAAAUUCCCAACGUGGAGCGGCGCAUCCUCGACCUCUACAGCCUCAGCAAGGUGGUGAUGGAGGAGGGUGGCUACGAGGCCAUCUGCAAGGACCGGCGGUGGGCGCGGGUGGCCCAGCGCCUCUCGUACCCGUCGGGCAAGAACAUCGGCUCGCUGCUGCGGGCGCACUACGAGCGCAUCAUCUACCCCUACGAGAUGUACCAGUCCGGGGCCAACCUGGUGCAGUGCCACGCGCGGCCCUUUGAGAGCGAGGAGAAGGACCGGGAGUACAAACCCCACAGCAUCCCCCUGCGCCAGUCCGUGCAGCCCUCCAAGUUCAACAGCUACGGCCGGCGCGCCAAGCGCCUGCAGCAGGAGCCCGAGCCCACCGAGGAGGACAUCGAGAAGAACCCCGAGCUGAAGAAGCUGCAGAUUUACGGGGCCGGGCCCAAAAUGUUGGGUUUGGGGCUGGUGGCCAAGGAUAAAACCCUGAGGAAAAAAGACAAGGACGCCCCCGAGUGUCCCCCCACGGUGGUGGUGAAGGAGGAGCCGGCGGGGGAGCCCCGGGGGUCUCCGGCGCUGCCGGGGGGCGCGCGGGACGGGCGGGACGAGCUGCGCCACAGCCCCGAGCCCUGCACCAAGAUGACCAUGAGGCUGCGCCGCAGCCACAGCAACAGCCAGUUCGUGGAUUCCUACGUGUGCCGGAUCUGCUCGCGGGGGGACGAGGACGACAAGCUGCUGCUGUGCGACGGCUGCGAUGACAACUACCACAUCUUCUGCCUGCUGCCCCCCCUGCCCGAGAUCCCCAAGGGCAUCUGGCGCUGCCCCAAAUGCGUCAUGGCGGAGUGCAAGCGGCCCCCGGAGGCGUUUGGCUUCGAGCAGGCCACGCGCGAGUACACGCUGCAGAGCUUUGGCGAGAUGGCCGACGCCUUCAAGGCCGACUACUUCAACAUGCCCGUCCACGAGGUGGGUGGCGCCUUCAAAGCCGACUACUUCAAGGGGCCCAUCCACGUAGGUGACGCCUUCAAGGCUGACUACUUCAAUGUGCCCGUCCACCGUGUGGUGACGCCGCCCCGUCCCCAGGAGUACGCGGGCAGCGGCUGGAACCUGAACGUGAUGCCGGUGCUGCAGCAGUCGGUGCUGUGCCACAUCAACGCCGACAUCUCGGGCAUGAAGGUGCCCUGGCUCUACGUGGGCAUGGUGUUCUCGGCCUUCUGCUGGCACAUCGAGGACCACUGGAGCUACUCCAUCAACUACCUCCACUGGGGCGAGCCCAAGACCUGGUACGGGGUCCCGUCGUUCGCGGCCGAGCACCUGGAGGAGGUGAUGAAGAAGCUGACGCCGGACCUCAAUCCCUUCCAGCUCCCCGCGGGCAGGCAGUGCAUCGAGCACUACCGCCGCCUGCGCCGCUACUGCGUCUUCUCGCACGAGGAGCUGAUCUGCAAGAUGGCCGCGAGCCCCGAGAAGCUGGACCUGAACCUGGCGGCCGCCGUGCACAAGGAGAUGUUCGUGCUGGUGCAGGAGGAGCGCAAGCUGCGCAAGGCCCUGCUGGAGAAGGGCAUCACGGAGGCGGAGCGCGAGGCCUUCGAGCUGCUGCCCGACGACGAGCGGCAGUGUGACAAGUGCAAGACGACGUGUUUCCUAACCCCCCCCAUACCCCAUCGGCUCAGCCUGGGGGGUCCCGUUUGUACUUUUGGGGGGUCGUGGGCGCCCGUGGGGUGCUCGAGGUGACCCCCGGUGCCCCCCAGGUACCGCUACACCCUGGACGAGCUGCCGGCCAUGCUGCACAAGCUCAAGGUGCGCGCCGAGUCCUUCGACACCUGGGCCAACAAGGUGCGCAUCGCCCUGGAGGUGGAGGACGGCCGCAAGCGCACGCUGGAGGAGCUGCGGGCGCUGGAGUCGGAGGCGAGGGAGCGCAAGUUCCCCGAGAACGAGCUGCUGCACCGCCUCAAGGGCUGCCUGGGCCAGGCCGAGCGCUGCGUGUCCGAGGCGCUGGGGCUCAUCAGCUCCCAGGAGACCGGGGUCCCGGCGCCGCCGCUGCCGCUGGAGGAGCUCCGGGCGUUCCUGGAGCGGAUGAAGCGACUGCCCUGCGAGAUGCACGCGCUGGGGGCCGUGCAGAACGGUGACCACUACCCGUGCCUGGACGACCUGGAGGGGCUGGUGGCCGUGGGCCGGGACCUGCCGGUGCGGCUGGAGGAGCUGCGGCAGCUCGAGGUGCAGGUGGGCACCGCGCACUCCUGGCGGGACAAGGCCUCCCGCACCUUCCUCAAGAAGAACUCCUGCUACACCCUGCUCGAGGUGCUGUGUCCCUGCGCCGACGCCGGCUCGGACAGCAGCAAGAGGCUCAAGUGGCGGCAGGAGCCGGGGCUGUACCGGCUGGACGCCGAGAGCUUGGGGCUGUCGGCGCAGGACCUGCGGGACCCCGGUGCUGUGACCAAGGUGUCGGUGGAGAACGGGGACGCCCCCAGCCCCGAGAAGAACGGGCCCCUGCCCUCGGAGCUGGAGGCGCUGAGCGCGGCGCUGCCGCGGCUGCAGGGCCCGGUGCUGGAGCUGGCCGGGAUCCGCCCCGUUCACCCCGCGGUACCCGGUUCCAGAUCUGCACCGUUCACCUCGCGGUACCGGAUUCCAGCCCCGUUCACCCCGCGGUACCCGGUUCCAGCCCCGCUGUGCCGGUUCUAG
This is a messenger RNA of Lonchura striata (white-rumped munia), 3408 nucleotides long. The record is from RefSeq and is a predicted model, not a curated record. Lineage: Eukaryota; Metazoa; Chordata; Aves; Passeriformes; Estrildidae.